UACAACUUUAUAUAUAGUUUCAAGUUUUUUUGAAAAUGGAGAAAGAUUUUGAAGAGAUUUCUGAUAUGGGGUUUGAGUCAUCAACAGUAUCUUCAUUGGAUCAUGGAACACUUGAUGAUGAUCAUGAUCAUGAUCAAUCACCAACGGUUAAUUCAACGUUAAGUUGUAGCAAUUCUUUUGCUUACUAUAGGACUAAUUCGGAGACUUCAGCUUUUUCCGAGCCAUUGACUGAUGAUCUUAAUAGCUGCUCGUCAGCUACACAGUCUCCGAUAAGUUGGCCGGCUACUGCAAGAUCACCUUACAGGCCAGCUCUUUCGAGAUUUGGGUUGAUGAAGCCAGGCCAUAAGUUCGAUGCUGAAGAUAAGAUGGAGACUCUUGAGCCUUUGGAUUUGGAACUCGAAAUGAUGAAAGAAAGAUUCUCAAAGCUUUUGUUGGGAGAAGACAUGUCUGGCAGUGGCAAAGGAGUUUCAACUGCAGUUACUGUAUCUAAUGCAAUCACGAACCUUUAUGCUUCAAUGUUUGGCCAACAACAAAAGUUAGAGCCUUUGCAUCCCGAGAAGAAGAUGAUGUGGAAAAGGGAGAUGAACUGUUUACUCUCUGUAUGUGAUUACAUUGUUGAAUUCAUCCCGACAUCACAUAGUUUACACAACGGAAAACCCAUGGAGGUUAUGUCUAGCCGGCCAAGAUCAGAUAUAUACAUCAACCUUCCAGCGUUAAAGAAGCUUGAUGCACUGCUCUUAGAAAUAUUAGAAAGUUUCCAAGAGACAGAAUUUUGGUAUGUAGAACAAGGAAGCAUGUCAAAUAAUUCUAGGACGGGGUCAUUUCGAAAAAUUCCUCAGCCUCAGAGGAAAGAUGAGAAAUGGUGGUUGCCGGUUCCUUGUGUGGCCCCUGAAGGCCUCUCGGAAAAGGCCAGAAAGCAUUUGAGACAAAAACGUGAUUCUGCAAAUCAAAUUCACAAAGCAGCAAUGGCCAUCAAUAGUAGCAUUCUUGCUGAGAUGGAAAUCCCACAAACAUAUAUUACUUCUCUUCCCAAGUGCGGAAGAACAAGUGUAGGGGACACAAUAUACCGAUACAUUACUUCAGGAGGCAAGUUUUCACCAGACCACCUCCUUGAUUGUCUGAACAUAAGCUCAGAACACGAAGCCCUUGAGCUGGCUGAUCGAGUGGAGGCUUCUAUGUAUACAUGGAGACGUAAAGCAUGUACAAGCUAUUCAAAAUCAUCAUGGGAACUGGUUAAAAAACAUGUUGCUGAGACAGAACGAAGUGAUAAGAAUGUGGUCCUAGCCGAACGUGCUGAUAGUUUGCUGUUCAGCUUGAAGCAACGAUUCCCGGAGCUUUCACAAACAACACUAGACACAAGCAAGAUCCAAUACAACAAGGAUGUGGGACAAGCAAUAUUGGAGAGCUAUUCAAGGGUGUUGGAAGGUUUGGCAUUCAACAUUGUUGCAUGGAUUGAAGAUGUUUUAUUUGAAGAUAAAUCCAUAAGAAAUCAAGAAGCAUAAGAAGCCUUUGUUUCGAAGACAACUUCGCUAUAGGCAUUUUCUUGCAUUGCCAAUAUUACCAUUUUGUGUUUUCUUUUUUACAUGUAAAUGAGACUUAUAUAAGUUAGGACUAGACGAAAGAGUUGUUUGGAUGAAGUUAACAAAAAUGUGUAGAAACACUUUUUGCAACUAGAUUCUAAUUCAUGUAUAUGGUACAAGUAAUUAUAACAUAAUUAUGC
Erigeron canadensis is the source of this 1720-nucleotide messenger RNA. RefSeq names its product rop guanine nucleotide exchange factor 3-like. The coding region runs from base 36 to 1502 and encodes 488 amino acids. Gene Ontology annotation, molecular function: guanyl-nucleotide exchange factor activity. The transcript is spliced from 7 exons. The record is from RefSeq and is a predicted model, not a curated record. Lineage: Eukaryota; Viridiplantae; Streptophyta; Magnoliopsida; Asterales; Asteraceae.